This is a messenger RNA of Merops nubicus (carmine bee-eater), 1234 nucleotides long. It is a transcript of the gene ARRDC4, whose product is annotated as arrestin domain containing 4. Gene Ontology annotation, biological process: protein transport. The record is from RefSeq and is a predicted model, not a curated record. Gene Ontology annotation, molecular function: ubiquitin-like ligase-substrate adaptor activity. NCBI's taxonomy places the organism in Eukaryota, Metazoa, Chordata, Aves, Coraciiformes, Meropidae. The annotation marks the transcript as partial. Gene Ontology annotation, cellular component: cytoplasm; plasma membrane. The transcript is spliced from 7 exons.
GAUUCGUUUUCAUCCUGCAGGUGAGGAAAGCUUAAUUCUUCUAGAUGGAAGACAUGAGUUUCCGUUCAGCUUUCAACUCCCUCAAGAGCCUCUGGUGACCUCUUUUACUGGGAAGUAUGGCAGCAUCCAGUACUAUGUGAAAGCAACUCUGGAGAGGCCUGCAGCACCCGAGCAAAGUGUCCAGACAGAGCUCCAGGUCAUUAGCCAUAUCGAUGUCAGCUCACCAGCUUUAUUGACACCUGUUCUAAGAAGUCAGGAGAAGAUGGUUGGCUGUUGGUUUUUCACCUCUGGGCCAGUGUCUCUCAGUGCCAAAAUUGAGAGGAAGGGAUACUGUAAUGGGGAAGCCAUACCAAUCUAUGCAGAAAUUGAGAACUGCUCCUCUCGUUUGAUUGUUCCAAAAGCUGCCAUUUUCCAAACACAGACUUACCUGGCCAGUGGGAAGACAAAAACCUUCCGUCAGAUGGUUGCCAAUGUUCGAGGAAACCACAUUGCCUCUGGGAGUACAGAUACCUGGAAUGGGAAAACUCUGAAAAUCCCACCUGUAUCCCCCUCUAUACUUGACUGCUGUAUUAUUAGAGUAGAAUAUUCGUUAGCUGUGUAUAUCCAUAUUCCUGGUGCUAAGAAAUUGAUGAUUGAAAUGCCUCUGGUGAUUGGCACUAUUCCAUGUAUUGGAUUUUCAAGCAGAAACUCCAGCAUUACCAGCCAGUUCAGUAUGGAUAUGAGUUGGCUGGCACUGACCAUGCCAGAACACCCUGAAGCACCACCAAAUUAUGCUGAUGUAGUGUCUGAGGAAGAGUUCUCCAGACAUGUUCCUGCUUAUCCACCACCAAUUGACUGUGAGGAACAAUUGUGUUGUCCUGUCUUUGCUUACAUACAAGAGUUCCGGUUUCAGCCUCCACCUCUUUAUUCAGAGAUUGAUCCACAUCCAACUGAUGUAGAAGAAACGCAGCCCGUUUCAUUCAUGCUCUGAAGAGGAUUUGUGAUGGGAUCGUUGUGAUGAAUGUCUUAAUCUUUCUGCUGCUUAAGCUGAUAGUGCAGCUGAAAAGGAACCAGUUUUCUUUUUCAAAACUUCAGUUUGUGUGCAAGAAAGGUCAAGGAAAAUGGAGGGGGGAGGUACGAGCAUGUUGGGUGAUGGAAGAGAAUCUGCUGGAUUAGUCUGCACAGAGGAUAUCAUGUGAGCAGCAAUGCUUGGGACACUUGAGAAUCACCUGGAAACGCUGAGUGCUUUCUAAAA